GAAAGCGGGAUAUUUGAAUCGCAGCUGGCAUCUCUCCUCUGAGCUCACUUUGCACGGAGGUUGAUUCAGCCUUUAUUGUAUUCUAGCAGCUGGUUGAGAGCCCCUCCUCUGCCGCAGCCUCCGACUGAGCGGGUGCCGUGUUCCCUGCCUGCCGGCAUGGGGGCUUCCGAGAGCACCCCCACGACCCCCGCCUCCAAGCCGCUACUCAACAAGCACCUGGCGCAUGUCAGUGAUCCGCGCUCCCCCACGGCUGGGAUCCUGAGAACACCCAUAGAGGUAGAGAGCUCCCCACAGGGGAGUCCCAUGCUGGAUUCCAAGGAAGAGGGAUCAGUAGAUGACGACCAGAAUCUGAACUUGGACCCUCGUUCCCCAACACCUGGCAUUUCACGCACACCCAUGAAAGCUGUGGUAGCUGACACCAUCAACAGCCUCGUGAAGCAGCUCAGCGAAGCCUUUGCGGCGACAGCAGCCAAGGAGGGACCGCUCCCUGAGGAUCCCUCCCCUCAAGGCCAGAAGCGCGAGAGGGCCUCUGUCACAGGGGUUUCAAGGGAGGAGGCCUCCCCUGGCGAAGCGUCCCAGAGGGAAGAGGAGAGGAGGGAGCAGCUGGCUGAGAACGCUUCUGCCGUGGCUGCCCCAAGGGCAGGGGCAAACCCCGCUGAUGCCCUCCGGCCUGCAGGGAGCAAGCCAGUAAGGCGCAAGCCCAGUGGCAAAAUGCUGGCCAUCGCCACAGGCUCCGGGCGGUCUCCUCUCAGCAUCCUGCAGGAUGACAACUCUCCCAGUGCCCUUGCUUCUCAGAGCAAGAGGCACCCAUCAGUGGCAGACAACCAAGGAGAGCGCAAGGAAGGAGCCUUGCCCUCUGGCCGAGCCCUCAAAGCAGGCGGCUGUGGCCGGGGCUAUUCCUUGAACAAGGAGAACCUGCAGUGUCGCCUGGUGGAAAAUUAGUCCCCUUCCAGCCCUCCUGGAAUUCCUGGCCUCUUCACGAGCGGAAGGAGCUGGAGAGGACGGGGCACGGUGGCCUUCCUCUUCCAGACAGCCUGUUUUGCUGCGUUCUCUCUUGGCAAAGGAAGGAGCAGCCUUUGUGUACGUUUCUCGCCUAGUUUCUUCCUUGUGUGUUUCUUGUAUGGGCCUCUCUUCUGAAAUGUCCUUUCUGUCACCCCACACACACACACACA
Gekko japonicus is the source of this 1172-nucleotide messenger RNA. It is a transcript of the gene CDCA3, whose product is annotated as cell division cycle associated 3. The transcript has 6 exons. Lineage: Eukaryota; Metazoa; Chordata; Lepidosauria; Squamata; Gekkonidae. The record is from RefSeq and is a predicted model, not a curated record. Bases 157 to 942 code for a protein of 261 amino acids.